CAAAAGUACAGGUGGCAAACCCUAGCCAGCUCUUGCGGCUCGAGUCUGGGGCUGUGCUGUGGCUGGGACGUGGUCGAUUAGGGGAAGUCGAAGAGGCAAACUUCUUGUCCUCAUUCUGACACAAGCUGCGCUCCAUUUCUGCUGUUGUUCCUCUGCUACAGAAGCACUCUUUGCUGCCCCCCGCAGACCUGAAAAGCUGAAGGACAGAACGAUUCAGCGGGUCAGACGACAUUUCUGGGGGCGUGCCAGCACGCAUUGAUGCUUCCAGCAGGAGGGAUCUGCUCGUUGCACUCAGUCCUGUUCCUGGCCAGUCCUUCGUCCUUAUCUUCUGAAGAACAUUUUCAGUCAGCAUUGUCGAAGGUGCGGGUGUAAGCAGAAAAGUCAUUGUCCGCGCAGAAUCGCAUUGCAGAAUCAAAGGCAGGAGCGGGAGUAACUAGAGACGGGACACAAUGAAGCAGUCAAUGGGCCGCCUUACCCGCAGCCGCAGCUGCCUGGCGCAGCAGGAAGAGGCUCACAAGGAGAAUGAGGCGCCAAUGGACACGUCCCCGCCAGCCCCGACCGCAAUGCAGAGCAAGGAGAAUGCAGCCAAGUUGGCUAGGCAGCAAUCGUACAAGAGCCCGACCGACUCCAUGGUGUCCCCCAUCUCCCGCAACCUGCUGUCCCGCAAGCUGUCAAGACCCGGCUCCAUCAAGCUGCCCAUCAAAGUGCUGGAAACUGCUUAUGAGAAUGGAGCCCCUGGACCCAGAUAGGACUGACAGCUCCAAUCAUAGUCGCGCCCGGGUACCGUCAUCUGUGGCAAUACUGCUUACUUCACGGCAUUUAGUCCACCAUCUUGUAGACUAGCUCGCCACUGUAUAAUAUGGGAAUCAGAGCUUAGAUAUGUUCGUAAAGCCAUCACAGGCUUUCUGUCGAGGCUCACACUGGUUCCUGCUUUCUGACUUCUGCGAGCAAACACUGACGAUACUACUGUGCGUGGAUGUCAGAAGACUUGAUAGGACUGAUAACGGGUUAGGUUCAAGCUAACGAUCAUUAUGCACUUAGUUACAAAGUGCAGAGUCUGACGUUAGAAGAAUGAUAAGAUGCGAGUUAGCUGCAUGACUCUUUCUAUCUAAGAAGACGUCUGAGACCUCUCUCGUCUGGUUGUGUUUCGUGAAUUGGUGGAUCGAGCAGAACUCAACUGUACAUUUAAGAAUCUACAGAUCCCAUCUGCUGGC
Klebsormidium nitens is the source of this 1214-nucleotide messenger RNA. The record is from the annotation of a GenBank genome assembly. Lineage: Eukaryota; Viridiplantae; Streptophyta; Klebsormidiophyceae; Klebsormidiales; Klebsormidiaceae.